Molecule: messenger RNA, 1731 nt
Organism: Pelagomonas calceolata
Lineage: Eukaryota; Pelagophyceae; Pelagomonadales; Pelagomonadaceae
Source: the annotation of a GenBank genome assembly
AUGCAGCCUAAAAGCUGCCAAGAUCGACCAGGGUUAAUGGAAGGGGGCAGCCCGGGGCAACAACGGGUCGCCCGGCAACGUUCCGACGACGAACGCUUCGCGCGUGCCCUCGCGGAGAGCGGCGACGCGCUUGGGCAGCUCACCCUCGACGAGCGCAUCUCACUCCUCGAGGCGGAGCUCGCACGGCGCCGAGCUGCCGACGAUACACAGCCACCCCUCGCGUGCAGCCCCGAGGACGCCGAGGCCAUUCGGAGAGUCCUAGACGCCGACGAGGCGGAGGCGGAGCUCUCGAGACUCCGGUCCGGCCCGCGCGCGCCGAGCCCCCCCGGACCAACCGUAAACGACAUGGCGAACUGGUACGGCGCGCACAUCGCCCCCGCGGCGACGCAUGAGGACAGCGAGGCGCUCGUGCUGGAGCUCUGGGAGCUGCUCGCGCGAAACAACACGGACGGGCCGCGCUUGGGUAAUGUGGCGACGCGGCUCCUGGGCAUGCCGUGGCACCAGCACCUGCUCGCGCCGCUCGAGGCCCACGGCUACGACGCGAGUUCGGGCUCCUUCCCGCGCGGCCCCGCUCCGGGCUUGUUGCAAGAGCUGACGCACAUUGGCGCCGGGGCGAACCCGAUGCCGUACGCCGCGCCGACGGUCCAAGACUGUCAGCUGCUCGUGGACCAGCGGGUGCUGAGCGGACCGGGCCAUAGGGUGGUCGUCUUCGACCGCGUCCUCGCGACGGCCGACGGCAAGGGCUACGCGCUCCUGCGCAACCUGGAGAGGGCUAUUUAUGGAAGAGUGAGGUACGGCGUCGAGCUCGAGCGCGUCCCGGCCGAAGCAGCGCGCGCGCACGGAGCGGACGGGAUCUUGUGGCGCGCGACGGAGCGCCAGGUCGCCGUCAAGUGCAUCGAACGAGCGGCGUUAGAGCAGUUCAUAGCGAGCCACCACGGCCACUUAAACGAGGACCCGUUCAAGGAAACCGCGGUCAUGGAGUACAUCGCGUCGCAGGGCGGCGCGCCGUGCGUCCUGCCGUUGCUAGCGACCUACGGUGACGAUCAGGCGGUGUACGUUGUCUUACCUUUCUGUCCGAACGGCGACCUAUUCGGCGUCGUGGAACGGCACGGCGCGUUGCAGGAAGCCACGGCGGCGACGUACAUGGGGCAACUCGUCAGAGGCCUCGAACGGUUACACGCCAUGGGCCUGAUGCAUCAUGACAUUUCCCUUGAGAACACGCUGGUCGACGCCCAUAGCCGGGCGAUCAUCAUCGACUUCGGGAUGGCGGUCAAGGCGAUACCUACUGCUACCGAUUUCUUCGAUGGCCACCACGCGGGAGGGAGCUACCACGCCGUGCCCCUCGCGGCGCGACAGAACUGGCCCGGGAAAUGCGGGAAGCCAAUGUACAUGGCUCCGGAAUUGUGGUACCCCCAAGGUUCCUUCGACGCCUUCGCCGCGGACGUGUGGGCGCUGGGGAUCAUGCUCUUCAUGCUCUUGACGGGCGCGCCCCCGUGGGAGCCAACGUGGGGACCAGAAGGGGCUGCCUACAAUCAUGUAAAGGACGGGAACCUGCACGGAUUACUUCUUGCAUACGAGAAUGGUCCUAAUCCAAUACCUCGUGUUUCUGAAAACGCGAAGGACCUCCUGCAACGACUGCUCACGGUGGACCCCAGGCAACGGAUGACGCUCCCCGAGCUCAAGGCGCACCCCUGGUGGCAGGAGCACGCGCAGUUCGUCAACGCGGCCUGA